This is a messenger RNA of Exophiala aquamarina CBS 119918, 855 nucleotides long. RefSeq lists its product as uncharacterized. Gene Ontology annotation, molecular function: carotenoid dioxygenase activity. The transcript is spliced from 2 exons. The coding region runs from base 1 to 855 and encodes 284 amino acids. Gene Ontology annotation, biological process: carotene catabolic process. The record is from RefSeq and is a predicted model, not a curated record. Lineage: Eukaryota; Fungi; Ascomycota; Eurotiomycetes; Chaetothyriales; Herpotrichiellaceae.
AUGACUCAGAAAUAUGUUGUCUUCGUUCGCAAUCCGAUUUCGAUGAAUUUUUCAGAUCCCUCAAAGCCCGUGGCACAGAUCAUGGAGGUUGAGGAGGACAUCCCAACCUCGUUCUUCGUGCUUAGCAAAGAAGAUGGAAAACUGCUCGCUCAGUACGACGCGCCGAGCUUUACCUUCUUUCACUCCGUUAACGGAUACGAUUUCCAGACCGCAAAUGGCGACACCACCAUCCACAUCGACCUAUGCAGCUACGACGAAGCCACCAUACCUUAUCGGGAAUACACUCUCUCCAAUGUCGUCGACCCUGCCGGUCCCUACGCAAAUGGGACCCUGACACGAUACGAACUCGCUGAUCUGAAUAUCCACCAAUACAGCCUCUCCGGUGCACCCGGUCGUGUCACCGUCGCCUCCGCUAUCGCUGGCACUGGCAUGGAGCUUCCACGAAUCUCCAAAUCUGCCUCGAUGAACCCAUCCUAUCGAUACGUCUACGCCACUGGCGGUAACGGCGAAUCCGCCCCGGGCACGCUCGUGCCAAUGGGUCGUCUCAGCAACGGGCUCAAAAUCACGCAGGCAGCCUUCUUCAAUAGUAUCGUCAAGUCCGACUGGGCAACUGGGAAGUUCCUGCGCUGGAAACCAGAUAAUGGAGAAAGUUGUCCAUGCGAGCCGAUUUUCAUCGGGAGACCCGGUGCCACCGAGGAGGAUGAUGGACUCGUUCUGACGAUUGUUUGCGACAGGGAGGGGACGCGUAGUGUACUGGUUGCCAUGGAUGGGAGAACUCUUACGGAGGUAGCGAGGGCGUAUAUGCCCCAGGUUUAUGGAUUGGGGCCCCAUGGGACGUUUGUUGAAGACUACUAG